Peromyscus eremicus (cactus mouse) is the source of this 5367-nucleotide messenger RNA. It is a transcript of the gene Fam169a, whose product is annotated as family with sequence similarity 169 member A. Bases 107 to 2113 code for a protein of 668 amino acids. The record is from RefSeq and is a predicted model, not a curated record. The transcript has 13 exons. NCBI's taxonomy places the organism in Eukaryota, Metazoa, Chordata, Mammalia, Rodentia, Cricetidae.
GUGGGCUGCGGCCGGGCGGCGGCGGCGACGACGGCGGGGACCGGCGGGGACCGGCGGCUCAUUCAUUCGCGCUCCGCCUUCGGGCCCCCGCGGCGCGGCUGAGAGGAUGGCCUUCCCUGUGGAUUUGCUGGAUAACUGCACUCACGAGGAAUUGGAAAAUUCUGCUGAGGAUUACCUCUCCAACUUAAGGUGUGGGGACCCUGAAAAUCCAGAGUGUUUUUCUAUUCUCAAUAUUACGAUUCCGAUCAGCCUGUCAAAUGUGGGCUUUGUGCCUCUCUACGGUGGCAACCAGACCCAGAGAAUCCUUGCUCUGUUUGCGCCUGAGGAUUCGCUCACAGCUGUGGCACUUUACCUUGUUGACCAGUGGUGGGCCAUUGACGAUAUUGUGAAAACAUCUGAACCUUCUAGAGAAGGGCUAAAGCAGGUGAGCACUCUUGGAGAAAGAGUGGUUCUGUAUGUUCUCAACCGAGUUAUUUAUAGAAAACAGGAAAUGGAGAGAAAUGAGAUCCCAUUCCUGUGCCAUAGCAGUACUGACUAUGCUAAGAUUCUCUGGAAGAAAGGAGAGGCUGUUGGGUUUUACUCAGUUAAGCCUACAGGAAGCUUAUGUGCCUCAUUUCUUACUCAGAGUUACCAACUGCCAGUUCUUGAUACAAUGUUUAUAAGAAAGAAAUACAGAGGAAAAGAUUUGGGGCUUCAUAUGCUGGAGGACUUUGUUGACUCCUUUACCGAGGAGGCACUCGGCUUGCGGUAUCCGCUGUCUUCUCUCAUGUACACAGCUUCCAAGCAAUACUUUGAAAAGUAUCCGGGAGAUCAUGAACUUCUUUGGGAAGUUGAAGGGGUAGGUCAUUGGCAUCAGCGGACACCAGUCACCAGAGCAUUACAGAGAGAAGCAAUUAAAGUUACAGAGAUUUCUCAAUAUGAAGCUAGAAGACCUGUGUCUGGAGAAUAUGGUCUUGCUACUGGACUAGAAUAUGAACCUGGAGUGGAAGACAGCCAGUCUAGUGAGAUGCAGGUACACUUUAUCCAUUCCCUAAAAGAUGCCUUUGCUAGCACGUCUGAAGGGCCAGAAAAGACGCCUGUUUCCACUCGUCCUCGAAGCAGUCAUCUAAAGCGACCAAAGAUCGGAAGGCGGUUUCAGGAUUCGGAAUUGAGUGGUUCUCAAGGGGAAGAUGUAAACAGUGCCCAGACUUCACCAUCGGCUUCAGCAGACAAAAUAGAAUGUUCUGCACGCACAUCAGAGAGCUCAGAAGAACUCCUACAAGAAGAACCUGAGCAGAGAGUGGUUGAACUUGAAGAUGAAAGCAGUGAUAAAGAUGCCCAGGCCGCACCAGAAGCUCAGUCACGCCUGGAGAAACAAGAUGGUGGCAAAGACUCUGCAGUAGAGCCUGUGAAUGGAGAGGUAGCGGAUGAUGCCCUUAAGACCUCACUUGUAACUGAAGAGGAGGACUCCACUAGUGAAGGUCUAGAAGAAGAGUUAAAAGUUCCAUCUUUUAGUUCCAGUGAAGAGACUGUGAAUAUUGUUCCACUGGUGGCAGACUCUCCAAAAGCUUCUGAGGCUGCACCAGACAAGACCUCACCUGUUUCUGACUCAGAAAUGUUGACAGAUCAAGGCUCAUCUGAUGAUAAAGGACAUACUGAAGAAAAGCUGUCCCUAGUUUCAAAAAAGAAAACACAUUUGGGGAACUCAGACAAUGUCGGCACUCUGCCAAAUGAAGAAAAGUCUGACAGUGGUUUUCCAAAUUCUGCAGUAGCGGACUUUGCUGAAGACCCCAUCCCUGAGAAUUUAUCACCCAAGACUACAUCCUCACUGGAGGAGCAGGGUGAGGAGGGGGGCCCGGAGGCCCAGGAAACACCUGCUGCUCAGAGUUCUCUGAUAGAGGUAGAACUGGAAGAUGUGCCAUUUCCACAGAACGCAGGACAGAAGAACCAGUCAGAGGAGCAAUCUGAAGCGUCUUCUGAGCAACUGGACCAGUUUACACAAUCAACCGAGAAAGCUGUGGAUAGCAGCUCGGAGGAGGUAGAAGUGGAAGUUCCUGUAGUAGACAGGCGGAAUUUGAGAAGAAAGGCCAAAGGGCAUAAAGGACCUGCCAAGAAGAAAGCCAAGCUGUCCUGAAUGAGGAAGACAUGCGUAUGAUACAUCUCUUCUUUGUAAUGUAGUUGUUGUUUUUACCAUGGUAAUUAAUAAACAGCGUGGGGCAUAGGACAAAUUCCAAAAUUUCAGUUUGAACUUAAUUUACAAAUGCAGGUUUCUCUCUUCUCUUUAGGAUUCACCAUUCUAAUUUUUUCAGGCUAUUUUCUGUAAGUAACUUUUAUUUUUAUGAACCAUGUGUCAAUUUUGGGAAUCCAUGUCAUAUAUUUUUCUUUAGCAGGUAGAACAUCUAAUCAUUAGUAUUUUAAAAAUUAAAAAACAAGUAGACUUUCUAACACAAAGAUCAUAGAAAUCUUUUAUACUAAGGGUUUUAAUGGUAAAACUUGGCAAGGGUUCUCAAAGUUUUAACUUAGUAUCAAAACCAGUCUCCAUUUUUUUAAAGUGUAGGCAUACAUAAACAAAAAUGUGUCAAUAAAUUAAAUAUACUCUCAAGUGAGAGGACAAAAAUAGAAGUUUAUGGUCAGUGAAGAUGAUUGUUCUGGUUUUUAUUAGUUGUAGAUAGUUUUUUCAACAUCUGUGGAGAAGUACACACACAGGCUAGCUUUCAUUUCAUCAGAUGUUAACAGUACUGUUAGAGACUUAACUGUGGCAUGUGGGUAAUUUGAAAUUCCACCUGAAGUAUUAGUUUGCUAUAAUUUUUAAAUUUUUCUGUAUAUUUAAAGAUGCUGAAAAACUUGAGUACACUUUUAUCUUUAAUCUGGUAAACACCUCAAAUAAUUGAAUUUAGAAUGUAGUUUAAUUUGGACUGUGGUCCUGAUCGCAGAAACUUUUACUCCUACCCAGUUAAUGAGUACUGCAGAAGUAUAGGCUCCUUCCUAAGCCUGCUUAAUCUCUCACUGCUCUUUAAGUCACUGUGCUUGUUCUGUUAAGAGUUCCAUCUAGCUUGCAGUUCAUACCCUUGUGUCUGUUUUGGGAUAGGUUUAGAAACACUGAUUUUAGAUCUACCCUACGAGAUGUACAAAUGCCUAAAUUCUGAUUUUUGCUGUCCCUUUGGAUCUUGUGUGUUUUUGAUGUAUUCUGAGUACUAGCUGCAGGCUACCUGUGUGUGUACUUUAUUGCCAUGGCAAGAGCAUCUGAUUUUUAUAGAGGGGGAAAGCCUGGUCAUUUCUUCAUGACAUUUGGUUUUAAAAUGAACAAAACGAUUAUCUUCAGAAUCCAUAGGGAAUCUGUCAGUACUACUUUGGAAGUACCAUGUACUGAUUUAUACUUAAGUUGGAGACUAUUCUGAAACCAUUUAGAUUUGUUUUUGAAACAGAUUGUACCUUGUGAGAGAAAUGUCUAGACUUUUGUGUCCUUAUUUGAGAUGCUGUGAGGUUUUGUUCCAUUCAUUCAGUCUUCAGUCAGGUGAUCUGGUGAUGUCAUGUCUUACGUUUUAUUUAGGGAUGCUGGUGUUUUAGAAAAGUCUAAUUAAAGUCUUUAAGCAGACCAAAUAGCAAACUCUUCUAUGUUAGAACACUUUCAUAUACCUGUUGUUUUAAUUUUUGGUUAGAAGCUAGUUAGAUGAUUUCAUUCUAAGUGAAAAUUAUAGCAUUUUUCUCAAUAAAUGCUAAGUUAAAAGAAUAAAUAUGGCUAAUUGAUGAAUUUGCCAAAUGCUGAUGCUGUUUUACACAUUUAGAGAAACUUUUGUUACUAUCUCAACUAGAGAUAGUAACUUAAGAUUCUCUUAAGAUUCAGAAAUUUAAUCUAGUUUUUUUAAUGCACAUUAAUGAAUUCUUGUAGGUAUUUUUGGCUAUUCUUCCCUUUAAUUUACAUUCUGUACACGAGUAUUUUUAAGAGAUUGCACUCACUGGCAGCUCGAUUUGUGAAUAGUCUCUUGAGUUAAAGAAACACACUCACAUAUCAUACUGGGGACUAGCAGUAUAAACUUAUACUUAUCAAACUUGUUUGGUAUAAAUGGAAUUUAAAGCAAUUUCAAAACAUUUUAUUUAGCAAACAAGAAAACUUAUUGUCUGUGACAGAAGUUAAUGUUUAGAGAUCACAGGAAAAAGCUGGAAAAGAUCUUUUAUAUUCAGUAACAUACUGAUUAUAUAAAAUUAUAUAAAAUUUAUAACAAAAUUUAUGUUCAGUAGGGAACCUGAAUAAACUUAGAUACUUGUAGUUUUUGCAAGGCAUUAGGAGGACUGCUUGCUGUGAUUUCAAGCAGCUAUUUGUUGAGUGGUCAUAUUCUGUAGUCUCUUGUGAACUGGUACUUGUUUAGAAGUCAUAUUUGUGGAGGAUGUUCCCUUCUGGUGUAUAUACAUAUAUAUUUCCUUAUAUAAUAUAAAGCAGAUGAGUAUUAGCAAAAUUUUAGUUCUACUUUCAAACUUAAACUACUGUUAGACCACACAAAAAUUAAUUUAUUUAAGAAUUUUAUUGUAAAGAUCCUUUACAACUUUAAAGAUGCAGAGAUUCUAUUAUGAUUUUUUUAAAGAAAUCAAAUAAUAGCAUGACUUAGAAUGCCAGUCUUCUACGUAUGUUCACAUUCUUCUACUUUAAUGUGUCUACUUUCAUAUUUCCAUUGGUUUGCAGAAUAAGGAGGACAUCUAGUCAUUAAUGGCUUACUUUUAACAGAUGACUACAAUGUUACCUGAGAUGGUUUGUGACUUGGAGUAGUAUUCCUUUCAGCCCUUUCUACCAACUAAACAUCUGCUCUAAGGUUCUUCCCUUUGGGAUCACCUUCUAAGGUGUGGUCAUACCAGUAACUGAAAGAUUUUAAUGUAAAUAAAGAACUUACACUAACACUACUCAUGUAACCGUAUUUUACAAAGCAACUUCUGCCUUUUAUGUCCACUAACAAUCUGGUGAUUUUUGGUGUGGUCUGUUACAUAUGUCAUGCUUGUUUUCAUACUUCCUACCAUGCUUUUUUGGUACAAGAUAGUUUGCUGUUUUUAGUUCUAGAAAAACAAGCAAACCUACUUCAGCAGUACCCACUGAUUACCUGCAGUCAGACUUCCUUUGACCUUCUGUAACUUAGUGAAUAAGUCAUACAUUACCCGUUUUUAUUGGUGGGAAAUGUUAAAAUCGAAUUGAAAGUCCUGAGGUGAUUCUGUCUGUACCGAAUGGUCAUUUACUAACCUUCCUUUUCCCUUACCAUUUUUGUACGUUCUAAAACUUAGGGGGAGGGGGGGAAUGAUGUAUCAUUCACAGUAGCAAGUCUUACUGGAGAAUUUAUCGUUGGUUUCCUUGCUAGCCCCCCUUAAUGUUUAAAGUAGUAAUUAAACCUAUAUUUUGUGAUUGUU